This is a messenger RNA of Sesamum indicum (sesame), 2806 nucleotides long. Its product is annotated as G-type lectin S-receptor-like serine/threonine-protein kinase At1g11330. Gene Ontology annotation, cellular component: plasma membrane. The record is from RefSeq and is a predicted model, not a curated record. Gene Ontology annotation, molecular function: protein serine/threonine kinase activity; ATP binding. NCBI's taxonomy places the organism in Eukaryota, Viridiplantae, Streptophyta, Magnoliopsida, Lamiales, Pedaliaceae. Gene Ontology annotation, biological process: protein phosphorylation; recognition of pollen.
CGCAGCUCUCACACCAAAAUACAUUUUCAAUUUAACUACCAGUGAUCUAGUAGCUACAACCAUUCUUCUCUUGGACAAACUUUCAUCAACUGACCAUGAACAAACCCGAAAUCCUUAAACUCCUUCUCCAAUCCGUUUUUCUUGUACUUUGUUUGCCUUUUCAGGGAUUUAGCGCAGAAACAGACACCAUAACCUCCAGUUUAUCCAUCAAAGAUCCUGACUUCAUAGUAUCUCGUGGUCAGGUUUUCAAACUGGGAUUCUUCACCCCGGACAACACCAGAAACCGUUACUUGGGUGUUUUUUACACCGUUUCUGAAAAAUCCGUGAUAUGGGUUGCCAACAGAGACAGACCUCUCACAGAUUCUUCCGGCAUUGUCACCAUAUCCAGAGACGGCAAUCUUGUCCUCAUGAAUGGGAAGAAUGAGACUGUCUGGUCCACCAACGCCACAACUUCUUCUCCCCUGAGUGCCGCCGCUGCUCAAAUUCAGGACAACGGAAACCUUGUGCUCCGAGACGUUUCAACUGGAAACUUACUAUGGGAUUGUUUUUCACAUCCGUCCAAGGUUUUCGUGCCCACGAUGAGGUUAAUUGACGACACAAAUACAGGUAAUAAGGUGAUGGUGUCGGCCUGGAAAAAUGAGUCCGACCCUGAAGUAGGGAACUUUACGGCGGGGCUUCAAGCUCUAAAUAUUCCUCAGAUUUUCAGCUGGCACAACGGCCGUCCACUCUGGAGAAGCGGCCCCUGGAAUGGCCAGAUUCUUAUCGGCGUGCAGGAUAUGUAUUUACCUUACCUCGACCCAUUCAGUCUAGUAAAUCAGUCCGGGAUUUUCUAUUUCACGGCGCCUCCGGGAAAGGUCUUGAUGAAUGUCGUCCUGAAUUCUUCAGGAACUUUACAGCAAAGGUUGUGGGAUAAUCAGAAGAAGAGUUGGGAUAUCAUAUGGGUGGCUCCUCAAAAUGAAUGUGAUAUUUAUGGAAAAUGUGGUCCUUUUGGAAGCUGCAACCAACAAGGUUCGCCAAUUUGUUCUUGUUUAACAGGGUUUGAGCCUGUCAAUAAGGAUGAAUGGAGUAGAGGGAAUUGGACUAGUGGCUGCUUUAGGAGGACACAGACGCAGUGUGAUAGAAGCAAUGAUAGCGGUAGUGACAGGGGAGAUGGAGACGGAUUUUUGAGAUUGCAGUUUAUGAAAGUACCGGAUUUUCCUGAACGGUUUCCAUCUAGCCUGGAAGAUGAAUGCAGGAGUAGAUGUUUGAGGAAUUGUUCUUGCAUAGCUUAUGCACAUGAACCAAACAUCGGGUGUAUGUUUUGGAGUGAGAGAUUGAUCGAUGUUCAGAAGUUCCCUGGUGUUGGUGUUGAUCUACACAUUCGUCUGGCAGCUUCCGAGUUAGAUAAGCACAAGGAUAAAAAAGUGAUUAUCAUAAUCGCAACAGUCGUGGCUUUUGUUUCCAUAUCCAUUGGAGUCUUAAUUGCUUGGUGUUGGAUGGCCAAGAAAAGAGGGGACAGAAUAAAAGACCAAAAGACUUCUGAACUAAAGCAAGCAUUUUCAUCAGAUUCAACUGCUAUUGUGCUCAAAGAUGAAUCCGAGAAAGUAAAUCUCGAGGAGUUGCCAUUAUUCACUUUUGAGACACUAUCAAAUGCAACAAAUCAAUUCGACGAAGAAAACAUGCUUGGGAAGGGUGGUUUUGGUCCUGUUUACAAGGGAAAACUGGCAAAUGGAAAAGAAAUUGCUGUCAAGAGGCUUUCAGCAGCUUCUGGACAAGGGAUGGAAGAGUUCAUGAAUGAAGUGCUUGUGAUUUCCAAACUCCAACAUAGGAAUCUCGUCAGGUUACUUGGAUGCUGUGUGGACAAAGAAGAGAAGAUGCUGAUAUAUGAGUACAUGCCUAAUAAAAGCCUGGACGUCUGUCUCUUUGAUCCUAGCCAUCCAUCACAAAAGAUUCUAGACUGGAAGAAACGGUUUGGCAUCAUCGGAGGCAUUGGCCGAGGGCUCCUGUAUCUUCACAGGGACUCUAGACUGAGGAUCAUCCAUCGAGACCUGAAGCCAAGUAAUGUGUUGCUCGAUGUGGAUUGGAACCCAAAAAUUUCAGAUUUCGGGAUGGCAAGGAUAUUUGGAGGGAAUCAAGACCAGGCAAAUACAGCAAGAGUUGUAGGAACAUAUGGAUAUAUGGCACCAGAAUAUGCAAUGGAAGGCAGAUUUUCUGAAAAAUCCGAUGUCUAUAGUUUUGGAGUCCUGAUGCUAGAGAUUAUAAGCGGGAAAAAGAACACACACUAUUACAACCAAGAAUGGUCCUUGAGCCUCUUAGGAUGCGCAUGGAAAUUAUGGAGUGAAGACAAUGGUAUGAGUUUCGUGGAUCAAAUGAUAGCAAGUUCAAACUUCCAGGGGGAGAUAGUGAGAUGCAUUCAUAUUGCACUUUUGUGUGUCCAAGAAUUUCCUGAAAGCAGACCUGCUAUUCAAACUGUUCUGUCGAUGCUCAGCCGUGAAAUCAUGGACCUGCCCCUGCCCGAGCAGCCGGUCUUUGCUGAGAAGUGGAACCGUUUUCAUGCCGGAUCUACUCAGCCCACCAGCCAAAUACGAUACUCCAUCAACGAGCUCACUGUCACAGUACUGGACGGACGAUGAAACGGGAAUUCUUGAAAUGUUUGAUGAUAUGCCUAUUUACAACGUUUAACUGCUUUGAUGUUUUGCCGGUUUUUCCUACCAUGUAUUGUGUACUGUAAUAUAAUUAUGUCAUCGAGUCUAAAUAUCAUGUAUUGAUGCUAUAUAUAAUGUUGGAUCGAAUUAGUUAUUACAAAUUUUAUUUCAUUCGACAUGCA